AUGUAUUCAAAUUCGCAACUUUACCGGCGUGGAUACAGAAGGAAAGCAAAACCGAAUGAACUUAAUAUUAUCAAAGAGAGCGCCAAGGCAGUAGGUAAAGAGUAUUGCAUUGAGGCAUCGAUUAACGGGCUGAAGCAUCUAGUUGAUGACAAUACGUCAUGGCUAGAACGAAAGUACUACAGGGCGCCGUUGGUGACCACACAAAUGCCGGAGGGUAUUUCUGUCAGCAAGAUAAUAUUUCCAGCUGUAGGAAUCUGCACUAAUAAUCGGAUCAGUAAACGAGCCACUACUGAAUUAGCGCGAAAGUUACUCAAAGAAGAACGUAAUAAAAUGUACGACGCGGAGGAAAUGCUAUCGCUCCUGGUUGGCUUAGGUUCGUUUUAUAACAUUGACCCGAUGGAUGACGACGUGGUGAGGCCGAUGCAACUGCACCGCGCACUAGGCGAAUACGAUGUCAAUGAACUCAUACAAAGCUUGACACCGCAUUGUGAAGAUAUUCUUUUGAGAUGUGCGUGGAAUCAGCAACCAAAGAAUUGCUCCGAUGUAUUCGACUUUCGCCUCACCAUGAACGGGUACUGCUGUACAUUCAAUUACUUGAGAGGAACGGACGAUAUGUUUAUGGACUCAACAGAAUCGACUCGUAGUACAGAUAUGCUUGAAUACGGCAACAAAUCAAGUUUCGACUUUGACCAGGGACUUAAAAUUUUGUUGCUACUAAAUGAGGACGAUGAUUUUUAUUACAAUAUACCGCUGCAAGGUGCCCAGUUACAAUUAUCAGACAUAUACGACUUUCCGGAUGCACCAAGUGGAAGUUUUUCUAUGCAAAUCAUUAGUCCUAACGUACAGAUGACAGUAAUGGUAACUGCGAGCUUGACGGUAGCAUCGCGCGACAUUCAGCACGUACCUGUGAAGUUGCGUCAAUGUCUCUUCUACGACGAAUCCCCUUACCUCCCAUACUAUACAUACAGCGAUUGCAUGCUAAAAUGCCGGAUGUCAUUCUUAUUAGCUAAUUGUAACUGCACACCUUUUAACAUACCUAAAAUGGCAAACACGAGGACUUGCGAUAUGAGAGACAUACCAUGUCUCAGAAUAUAUUAUGCACAGUCAAUCACUGUUCGACCGAAUAUAGAUCAAAUACCUGUAGAGUUGGAGAUGAAUACUGUAGACGAAGGCAUCAGUUGUCCGAUGUGCUACCCAACUUGUUCGAAAACUGCUUACAAUUACGAUUUUAAUAAUGUUAAAAUCUAUCCGGAGUAUCUUAACACUGUUCAGGAUACAGACAGAGUAGACUGGCUACAAGGCGCAAAUUUCACCGGAACCUCCAUUGUGCAUGUGAAAUAUGGAAAAGAAACAGCAGACCGUUACGGACAAAAUGUUAUAAUGAAAUGGUUCGACUUGAUCAAAAAUAUUAUGUUUUCUAGGUUAUCGUGGUUGAUAUUCGUGGUUUUGUGUUGGUACAGCUCCUUUGAACUGAUAGCGGCGCAGUAUGAUGCUUACCAGAACAAUCCUAUCUCAUUUGUUGUGGAAACAACAUAUAGAGAUUGGGACACAUAUUUUCCGUCGAUUGCCAUUUGCGAGAACGACAAUACGGCUCGUAUCGAAGCAGUGUCUGACAGAAUAUUUGGAGAAGACCACGAUUUUAAUAUAGAAGAAGUAUUAAAGGAGAUAUCAUAUUUUAAAGGUUUCACGUAUUAUGUUGGUGAAUUAUGUACUCCAGAAGACCCUUUAGAGGAUUGUGAUAAGUGGAAUGUUACUCAUUACGCAAACUUGGUUCGAAGUUCUUGUGAGGAAAGUCUUUCAAAUUGCUUUUGGAAUGGCGUUCAGUUUAAAUGUUGCGAUAUUUUUAGACCGAUGCCUACCGAAAUCGGAGUUUGUUUUGUGGCUAAUUCUAUUCAAGUAAGAGAAAAAAAUCGUGUAAAGUUAAAUAUGAUUAGCAAUAAAACCACAGGGCCAGGAGUUCUCAAUUUCAAUGUAAUGGUUCCAGCAAAAAUUUACGUAUCUAAUGAAGAGGAGGUACCAUCCCUUACGGUUAUUGGCUUGGAUACCAUGUCAGUGGGACCAGAGACAUUUUAUAGGCGUAUAAUUUCUAUACGAAAUAUUGAAAACGAUGCUGGCGCUCGUUUAAUAUCACCCGAAAAACGUAAAUGUCGUUACGUCGAUGAAAACUUUGUAGACGUCUAUCCUUUUUACUCAUAUACAGCAUGUACAGUGCAGUGCAGAAAAAUAGCACAGCUAAAACUUUGCAAUUGCACCAAUUUCUACAUGCCGAAUGUCCCUGAACAAAUGAAAUGUGACAUCAAAGGAAUCAUUUGCUUGAAUAAAUACAUUAACGAUCUGUCCGCGCUGAAAGCUAAAUGGUCUUCCCGUCCGGGCUUAGAUUGUGAUUGUCUCCCAUCAUGCACAGAAGCUGAAAUAUCCAUUGUGAAAGACUUCAAGAGACCUAUAAAUGAAAGUUAUGCUUCAGUGCAAAUUGAACUGGGAGUGCUGCCAAGUGAAAGGUACAGGAGAAACGUUGUGCGAGGAAUUCUUGAUUUAGUAGUGUCAACGGGCGGAACUGGCGGCUUGUUUCUUGGCGCUAGUAUCCUCAGUUUUGUAGAGUUGCUUUACAUCUUAUUGAUUCGCCCAUUUUGUGAUGUCUAUAGUAGAAUUGGAGACGAUCCUUGGUAUUUAAAAUUCGGUACACGUCGUCUUGAAGAUAAUCAUUUUAAGCCGAAUAUAGGUGGUAUAAAAAAGAGUGUUAAACAAAUUAAGAAGCGAUAA
This is a messenger RNA of Parnassius apollo (apollo), 2760 nucleotides long. The record is from the annotation of a GenBank genome assembly. Lineage: Eukaryota; Metazoa; Arthropoda; Insecta; Lepidoptera; Papilionidae.